Messenger RNA from Ciona intestinalis (vase tunicate), 2665 nucleotides. Lineage: Eukaryota; Metazoa; Chordata; Ascidiacea; Phlebobranchia; Cionidae. The record is from RefSeq.
GGUGAUGACGUAAUAUUAACUUGCCAAAUAUGGAUAUUAAACUUGGGAUAAUUAUCUUAUGUUGCGUCAUAUCGGAAGUUUCAACAUCUAACGUUCACCCACAAUGUCGGCCCGUCACCUUACCCAUGUGUUUACGGAACGACAAUGAAAGAAACAAAGGAAUAAAAUGGAUUUAUAACGAAACUACAUUCCCAAACUUUAACAACGACGCUUCUGAAUCUGAAGUCGAAAUAUCGUUGAGUUUGCUUCAUCCGUUGUUAUCGACUUCAUGUUCGAGAUAUUUAGAAUUAUUCCUGUGUUCGGUGUUCUCGCCGGCGUGCAUGGGGGGCGGUGUGGUCCCACCGUGUCGUUCCCUGUGCGAAGUGGUGUUCGAUGAUUGCGCUGAAGUUGUCGAAGCUUUUGGGAUAAUUUGGCCCCAGAGGUUACAUUGCGAUAAUUUCCCUCCACAAAACGGGGGCAAAAUGGUUGACACAGGAAGUGACACGUGGGGCAAGAUGGUUGUUAGUCGAAGUUCGUGGUUGGUGUGGGGGGAAGCAUUGUUGGGGGAUGGGGAGGUUUGCAUCCCAUUGAGCGGUGAUGAUGUCAUUACCCCAGCAUUGUCGCAAAACAACCAGGAAAUCGACAACGUUACGAAAUAUCCGGGCGAAUAUGGUUUACGAUGCCCCGCCCAGCUGACAGCCCCACCCAAUGAGCCUGGAUACACUUUCCUGGGAAUGCAGGGUUGCGGGGCCCCAUGCCCAAAUAUGUACAUGGGUGAUGAUGAGUUGAUGUUGGUCCGAUACAUAAUAUGCGUCCUCGCAUCGUUAUGUGCGUUGGUGACGUCGUUCGUGUUGUUCACGUUCGCUAUUGAUACAAACAGGUUCCGAUACCCAGAACGGCCGAUUGUUUUCUAUGCUGCCGCUUAUUUUGUCAUCUCCGUUAUUUUCCUCGUUGGUUUCGCGUUGGGGUCCGAUGUAGCUUGCAAGCAUGAGAUAAUGGACGAGAACAAUAUAGUGAUACAGGGGGCUGUGGUGGUGGAGGGCCCGAGGGAUCGGGCGUGUACGAUCGUGUUCAUGAUACUCUACUUCUUCACAGUGAAUGGCACCAUCUGGUGGUUGAUUCUCACCGUAACGUGGUUGCUUGCAGCGGGGUUUAAAUGGGGAAGCGAAGCAAUUGAGAAACACCAUCUCUAUUAUCAUGGGUUGGCAUGGGGGAUUCCUGCUGUUCAAACUAUGGUUGUGGUUACAACAGGAAAGAUUGAAGGAGAUAAUAUUGCAGGUGUUUGUUUCGUUGGAUUAUACGACAGCGAUGGACUUCGGUUUUUACUUCUGCUACCGAUGUCGUUCUAUUUGUUGGUUGGGAUGUUCGUGCUACUAACUGGCUUCAUUUGUUUGAACCGCGUGCGCAAGAGUCUUCAUGAUGAUGAAACAAACAAGAAGAAACUCGCAAAGUUUAUGCUGAGAAUCGGGGUCUUCAGUAUUCUGUAUAUUCUACCACAGUUGGCGUUAAUUGCGAUUUACGCGAUCGAAGAUUCGAACCGAAAGUCGUGGGAGUCGGCUUGGUUUGUUCGAAACUGUGGCCGGUACGGGGUGCCGUGCCCCAACCUACCGCACCCGGUGGCACAACUAGCACAAGGGAAUCCCCUACCAGGAGUUUUUAUAUUCUGUAUGAAAUACAUCAUGACGUUGAUAGUGGCGUUACCCCCUUUGUUUUGGGUGGCUAGUAAGAAGACGAUGGCGUCGUGGAAGGAGGCCGUCACUAAGCAACGAUGUAUGGACGAUGGCAACCCACUAAGUGUCACACAAACCCAACUACUCAACGACUCCAACAACGGACCCCAUGCUCGCGAUGCUGUUCGUAAACAACAAUCCAAACACAGUGAUGUCAUAUUUGGGGGGUUAGGGGGUUUCCAGGGGUCCUCCGCGUCAAUCGCCGCUGCGGAAGCUAUGACAUCAUCAAGGGCAAGAGCCCGCCAGGAAUUAUGGGAGGAUAUGACAUCAACUGACUCCACGUUAUCAAGUCGGUCAGAAUCGACUUUGGCCAAAGUUUUGGAAUACGAAUCUCAUAAAAAUAAAGGAAGGAGAGUGGUGGGGCGUCGGCGACAUAAUCAGGGCCACCCCUUACCCCUCACCCAUAACCCUGAUGAGGGGGAAAACAAUAGAGAAGUGGAUGAUGUCAUAAACAAGCCCGUUCCUAUAAAGAUGGAGCGUAACAAUAGAAUUGAUGAUGUCAUAAGUUCACAAUCGCGCUCGUUAAGCGACGUAACACGCCCCCAAAGCUCUGUGACAUCACAACCAGGGAGACCUGAUGUGGUAAAGAAACAACUUUCGAUUUCUCGAAGCGAUGCGACACGUUCUGUCCCAGAUAUCAUCAAAACAACGGAACUGUCACCACCAUUGUUGCGCAACAAACCUGAGAUUCCUCGGAAACCGAAACUUUCGCUCGCCAAACCGAACACUUCUGGUCGAGUUCUUGAAGUUUAAAAGUCAUUUCCCGCUCGCACUUAUUAGUGACGUCAUUUACCCCGUGACGUCAUCACCUCCGUGACGUCAUUAACCCCUUGAAGUCAUUGUGUUCAACCUACUGUGCAUGAGUAACCAUAGAAAUCGUACUAAAAGAAAGGUUUUCGAAAACGCAAAAUUCACCAAAUCAUAAAUUGUUCCACUGUGCCAUUAAAUAGAUUCUA